GAUAUACUUAAUAGUCUUGGCAUUUUUAGUGAGGAUAUGAUUCUCAAUGAACAUUUCAAGAAAGUAAUUGAUACCUUCUUAAAACACACAAUCUGAAUUGCUUAGCCUCAAAUUAUGCUAAGCCUAUUCAAAGGGGGAAAAAACAAAGAGAAAAAAGUUGAAUCUAGAAACUUAUGUAUUUUAACAAGGUUGUCUCUGAUUAUACCCCCCAAAAAAAUACUGUCUUUGUGGUGCCUCUGUACAGAACCCCUGAAUAUUUUCUCCCACAAGUAAAUAUCUAAUUUAAGGGCCAUGGAAAUACUUGAUGAUGCAAUUGACAACAUGGGGUUGAGUAACAAAAAAGUUUCAAAGCUUCUACUUGUGCUUUUCAUAGUCAUCCCUUUGGUUUUCAUCACUACUACCUCAAUGUGCAAAAUCUCAAACAAUUUUCUUCCUUUUGAGGGGUUUCAAAAAGUAUUAUUAGAAGGAAGAUAUCAGAAUGAUAAUGAUAAUAAUAAUAAUCAUAGCAUGGAAUUGGAAGGAAGAGGAAUAGUCCAAAAUAUGACACAUGAGAACUCAGGAGGAGGAGAAGAAGAAAAGAAUAAUACUAUUGAGGUAUCUCAAGGGAAAGUUCAGAAUAAUUGCACUGCUUCACAAGGAACAGUAACAGAUGGAGGGCCAAAAAAUAACACACAAAAACUUUCAACAAAUGAUUCAAAAAAUUCAACCACACAUGACAAAUUUCUUGAUGGACUUUUACCUUCUGGAUUUGAUGAAUCAACAUGCCUAAGCAGGUAUCAAUCCCAUUUAUACCGCAAACCUUCUAAUCACAAGCCAUCUCCAUAUUUGAUAUCUAAACUCAGAAACUAUGAAGAAUUUCACAAAAGAUGUGGACCAAACUCUAGAGCUUAUAAAAUAGCCAUGCAAAAAAUAACAACCCCAAGUUCUAAAACACAUCAUCAUUAUCAUCAUCACAAUGAUAAUGUUGAUGCUGCAAAGUGCAAAUAUCUUGUAUGGACACCUGUAAAUGGACUGGGAAAUCGAAUGAUUAGCAUCGCCGCCGCCUUCCUCUUCGCCGUCCUCACAGACAGAGUUCUGUUAGUAAGAUUUGAAGCAGACAUGCAUGGCCUAUUCUGUGAACCAUUUCAUGGGUCAACUUGGAUUUUGCCUAUGAAUUCACCCUUUUGGAACCAUGAGAAUGUUGAGACAUAUCAAAGUAUAGUGUUAGCUAAGGUGGACAAAGCUAGAAACUUGACAUUGGAUCAAUUGUUAUUGCCUUCUGUUCUGUUUAUUAAUCUACAACAUACAAAAGAAGAUCCUGAAAUGUUUUUUCAUUGUGAUCAUAAUCAAGAAGCUCUCAAGAAAGUUAAUGUCUUGAUUGUUCAAUCAGAUCAGUACUUUGUGCCUUCUCUGUUCAUGACUCCAUCUUUUAGUCAUGAUAUGAACAAGAUGUUCCCGGAAAAGGAUGCCGUUUUCCACCACGUCGGCCGGUACCUUUUCCACCCUUCGAAUGAAGCGUGGGGACAAAUUAGUAAAUUCUAUGAUACAUACUUGGCGAAAGCAGACGAGAGGAUUGGACUGCAGAUAAGAGUGUUUAGACCCACUUUCACUCCUCAACAAGCAGUUAUGGACUUGCUUUUAAGCUGUGCUACAAGUAAUAAGAUACUUCCAGAAGUCGAUACGCAAAAUCCGGCCGGCACGACGGCUUCAAAAGUGGGGAGAAACAACCAUACUCUAAAGGCUGUUGUUGUGGCAUCUUUGUAUCCAGAAUAUGGUGAAAAUUUGAGAAGUAUGUACCUUAAAGGACCAACUAUUACCGGAGAAGUAAUAAGAGUUUAUCAACCAAGUCAUGAAGAAAAGCAAAAGUUUAAAGAUAAUGUGCAUAACAUAAAGGCAUUGGUGGAUAUGUAUCUACUAAGUUUAUGUGAUGUGUUGGUGACUUCUUCAUUGUCUACUUUUGGGUAUGUGGCUCAAGGUUUUGGGGGUUUGAAGCCUUGGUUACUUUAUGGGCUGGUAAGUAAUGAAACACAUUUUCCACCUUGUCUUAGGGACUUGUCACCUGAGCCUUGUUACCAUUUUCCACCUCAACAUCAGUGUAAUGGGAACUCCAAAGAACAUUUUGCUGCUUCUUUCCCACAUAUGUUUGAAUGCAAGGAUUAUUACCGUGGAGUGAAGUUGGGUGAUGGUGUAGUUCAUUAAUUUUUAAUUUCUUAUCUAGGUUUUAGUUUCAUUUUGUUUUCUUCUUUUGUACUAUUGUAGGUGUAUAUUCAUUUACUUUUUUUUUGUUCAAUUGAGAAUUGUACAUUUUAUAUAUUUUAAUUUUUAAGUUUGGUUUAAGAAUUAUAAACCAAUAAUC
Molecule: messenger RNA, 2335 nt
Organism: Arachis ipaensis
Lineage: Eukaryota; Viridiplantae; Streptophyta; Magnoliopsida; Fabales; Fabaceae
Product: putative fucosyltransferase 8
Biological process (GO): xyloglucan biosynthetic process; cell wall biogenesis
Cellular component (GO): membrane; Golgi apparatus
Molecular function (GO): galactoside 2-alpha-L-fucosyltransferase activity
Source: RefSeq, a predicted model, not a curated record